AUGGCAGCCUCCAGAGUCCCCGCUUGUUUCCUUCUGGAGGAGGAGAUGGUAUUGUCCACUAGUGAUUGCACCAUCACAACUCUGCUGCUGGUCAUCCAACACAUUUCAGACGAUAUCAUCCUGAGCCAGGGUUUGGGCACCCCCGUGAUGCAGGAACUCUUCAGUACUGAGCGGACUCUUACUAGCCAUCUGCACUUUUUUGCAGGAAGAGAAGCUUGGAAGCCUUCUGAUGACUGGUCCAAGUUUGAUGAUUGUCUGAAAACUCGAAAUGCCGGGAAAAUAAACAAAGAAGCUGAUGCUGUCCUGAAAUAUCUAAAGGAGCAGUGUGGUGCAAAGAAAUUAGGGGUCAUUGGUUUUUGCUGUGGUGGUAUUGCUGUACAUCACCUGAUGGUGACAUACCCAGAAUUAAAGGCUGGUAUAUCUCUCUAUGGACUAAUCAAGCAUUCUGGUGAUAUAUCCAAUCUCCUGAACCCUACAUGUUUCAUUUUUGCUGAAAAAGAUGACUUCAUUCCGCUUCAUCAAGUCAUCCUGCUGGAGCAGAAGCUAAAAGAAAAUUGUAAAGUCAAUUAUGAAGUUAAAAUUUAUCCUAGACAAACGCAUAGUUUUGUACAUUGCAGAAGAGAAGAUAUCAAUCCUCAAGAUAGACCUUACAUUGAGGAAGAAGAAAAGAAUAUGAUCAGCUGGCUGAAAAAAUACAUUUAA
Messenger RNA from Cariama cristata (Red-legged seriema), 702 nucleotides. RefSeq names its product carboxymethylenebutenolidase homolog. The record is from RefSeq and is a predicted model, not a curated record. NCBI's taxonomy places the organism in Eukaryota, Metazoa, Chordata, Aves, Cariamiformes, Cariamidae. The transcript has 5 exons. The coding region runs from base 1 to 702 and encodes 233 amino acids. Gene Ontology annotation, molecular function: hydrolase activity.